This is a messenger RNA of Rotaria socialis, 288 nucleotides long. Lineage: Eukaryota; Metazoa; Rotifera; Eurotatoria; Philodinida; Philodinidae. The record is from the annotation of a GenBank genome assembly.
AUGACAUAUGAUUGUAUUGUUAUACUUGGAGGUGGUGCUGAUUUAAAUGGAUCUCCAUCAGCUUGGGUAUGUGCUCGUCUUGAUCGAGUCAUUGAAAUGGCUUCAUCUGUAUCUUAUUUUUUGGUUUUAAGUCGUUGUACGACACAUCAUCCGCCUGUACUUGAUAAAAAUUUAUUUCCGAUUGAUGAAGCAACAGCUAGUGCUGCUUAUUUUGCUCGUCAAUGUAUUAUGGAACCGAUGGACUUGCAUCGUUUAGCUGUUAUUACAAAUGAUUUUCAUAUGACUUGA